Closterium sp. NIES-65 is the source of this 168-nucleotide messenger RNA. The record is from the annotation of a GenBank genome assembly. NCBI's taxonomy places the organism in Eukaryota, Viridiplantae, Streptophyta, Zygnematophyceae, Desmidiales, Closteriaceae.
GGUGGAUGUUGCCACCGCAUGAUUGGGCAGACGCUCCGCAGCAUCGUGGAAGAAGGCGGAACUCGUACUCUUGAGUCGCCAAGUGGAAUUCAUCUGGCCGCCCUCUCAGCUGUCGGCUUCCCAAUGGACGACAGCAGGCUGACGCGGUGGUGCCAACAUGGAGUCUGA